Molecule: messenger RNA, 1456 nt
Organism: Botrytis cinerea B05.10
Lineage: Eukaryota; Fungi; Ascomycota; Leotiomycetes; Helotiales; Sclerotiniaceae
Exons: 3
Coding region: 226-1230 (334 amino acids)
Source: RefSeq, a predicted model, not a curated record
GAGCUUGGGGUCGAGGUCGAGGGUCCUUGAUUUUUUUUGGUUUGUGAGAUUGAUUCUUCGUUACUGAUUUAUUUAUUUACUCAUUCAUUCAAUUCUCGCUCGCAAUCAAAGUCGAUCGAUCAUUUGAGUAGAGAAAAUCAAUUUUCCCCUCUCAUAUUCGAAAGACAGACAGACAUACAAGGAGAUAAGUUCACACUGGUCUUAUCAUCUCGUCUCUGCAUCACAAUGACGUCGUCGACACAACGUCCCGAGAUAAUUGUGUUUCAUUAUCGAUUUUCGCCAUUUGCUAAGAGAAUAACAUGGUACCUCACCCUCCGCGGAAUCCCGUACUCCGAAUGUCUCCAACCCCCCACCAUGCCACGCCCCGACAUCCACGCACUCGGAACGCAAUAUCGACGUAUCCCCAUCGUGCUCAUCGGUCGAGACAUCUACCACGACACGCGAUUGAUACUCCAAAAACUCGAGGACUUGUAUCCUGAGCGUCCGAAGAUUUCAGGGGGUGCGGCGCAGAGCGGGAUCGAGAAGUUGUUGGAGAUGUGGACGGUUGAUGGAUUGUUCGCGCGCGCGGCGCAGUUGUUGCCGUUGGAUUUACCGUUGUUGAGAGAUCCGAAGUUUACGAGCGAUAGGGAGGAUUACACGGGGAGGAGUUGGGAGAGGGAGAGUUUGGAGAAGGGGAGACCCGAGGCGUUGGUUGCGCUUAAGGGGGCGUUUGAGAUGGUGGAGAGGGGGUUUUUGGGGGAUGGGAGAGAGUGGAUCUUGGGGGGUGAGGGGCCGUCGUUGGCGGAUAUUGAAGCCAUCUGGCCUUUCCAUUGGUUGACCACCUUACCCGGCGCAUUACCCCCGAACUACAUAUCCGCGCAACAAUUCCCGCACACCUACGCGUGGAUAUCGCGAUUUGAUCAAGCGACACGACUCGCGGGGAAGAAAAUUCCCAAGCCCGUACUUCUCUCCGGCGCAGAAGUCCUGGAGAAAGUGUCGGCGGCUGAUUUCGUAGAGGGGGAUGAGUGUGUGGAUGUGCAGGAUCCGACGGGGUUGCAGAGGGGUCAGGAAGUGGAGGUUUGGCCGAUUGAUACGGGGAUGCGGAGGAGGGAUAGGGGGGUUUUGAGGGGUCUCUCGACGCGGGAAAUUGUGAUUGAGUCGAAGACGAAGGGUGGGGUGAGGGUGAAGAUUCAUACUCCGAGACAUGGGUUUAGGAUUCGGGGGGUGGGAGGGAAGAGUUCGAGACUUUGAGGGGGGUUUCUCUCUCGGUAAUUGGGGUGUGAGGUCGGGAGAUGGAGAAUAGAUGCGCUCGCUUGUUGAUCUAGGAGAGGAGGGGGGAGAUGAGAGGAGGGGAAAUGUAAAAUUACUUAGUUUGUAAAUAGAUACCAUGGUAAAUUUUAUCGUAUGAUGUGAUUACUGCAGCGAAAUCGCAAAAGAUGAGUUAGACGAGAAUGCAAAAUCAAAAAAAAAAGAAUCA